ACAGUUAAUCAGGGUUAUACUAUAUCUCUUGAGGCCGGGUACACAAAUGGAUCCCCUGCUACUCAUGAAUAUCUCCGCCCGGACCCUACUUUUACAGAGCGAGGGUGAAGGUUAGCGAGUUUCUCAUACGGUCUUCGCGGAUCCGCCCAGGAAGUGGCAGACAGGGCAGACAGAGAGAGAGAGCAGCAGCAGCAAGCAGCGACACAUCCGAGGCACUAACGAUUACUCCCACCACUUGUUAAAAAGUUUAGAAAAUAUUAUUCACAAACGCCAGCUGUUCAUCCACGUUAAGCGUAGCAAAUGUGCCUUUUGAACCUAUUUUGGACGGUUGCGGCUCGCUGGAUUUAGAUGAAAAAAAUAUGUAUGAAUGGCGGGUUUUUAUCUUACUUUGCGUAACGUGAGUGUACCGCGAGGGAGCAAGGUGCUUUUUACCCGAGAGGUUUAGAUAAGCUAAGUUAUUGGACUUCAAGAAGAGUUUUGAGUGUGUCAAGUAACAGCACUUUUGUGUUUAUUUAUUUAUUUUUUUUACUUGUCUGGAUCCUGUUAUCAUGACGCCUGACCUCUUGAACUUCAAAAAGGGAUGGAUGUCAAAACUGGACAACAGUGGGGAGUGGAAGAGGCAUUGGUUUGUUCUGACUGACGCUGGGCUGAAGUAUUACAGAGACUUGAGUGCAGAGGAGAAAGAUGACUUGGAUGGGGAGAUUGACCUAAAAUCCUGUAUGAAGGUGUCUGAGUUUGAUGUGGAGAAGAAUUAUGGGUUUCAGAUUCAGACGCGGGAAGCUGUGUUCACAUUGUCUGCCAUGACUGCGGGGAUCAGGCGGAACUGGAUAGAGGUUUUAAAGAAGUGUAUUCGGCCCACAAGCUCUCCAGACCUCACACAAUUACCGGACAGCAACAGUGACAAGGAAAACUCCCACACACGCUUUUUACUGUCUUCCCAUCGCCCACCUUCACGUCACGGUGACGUUCAGUCAGAAGUUUCGACCUCCGCCACUCCAACUCAGCGCAGGUUUGACUACGUAGAACUAUCUCCUGUUCCCACCUCCACCCUUCUCCCAGCCAGUCAAAGAGAAGCAGGAGAAGGGCAAGGGAGAGAGCACAGCCAAUGGCAGGAGGAGAAGAACACAACCAGCCAAUGGGAGGCUGUACUGUCAAGGAAAGGCACGAGCAUUGGAUCAAACCAAAGGUUACGCAUGGAGGACGAAAUAGAGAGAAAGUGGGCUGAGUUUGAACGUAUGCCGUUAAAGGAGAUGAGCUCUGUGCCACCAAUGGGCUCCCGGCCUUCUAGCCAGUCGGCCAGUGAGGCGCUGCAGAGGGAGGUAGUGGCGUCACUAAGGCAACAGUUGGAGCAACUACAACAGGGGGGAGGAGGAGAAGGGAGAGUUGGAGGAAAUGUGCGAGGCGGCUGUGGCUCUGAGGCGUCCUGCAACCGCAGCCUGACAGCCAUGGAGCAUGCUCACCGGCACGCGUUGGAGGAGCUGCAGAAGCAGCAUGAACGUCGGAUUAGGGAGCUGGAGAGCGAGAAGAGCAGGCUGCUGCUGGAGGAUUCUCAGGACACAGCACAAGUGAUGGAGGCUUUGAACAAGAAACACAAAGAAGAGCUGGAGAGAGAGGUGGAGAGGGUGAGGAGGCUGAGCAGCGGGGUGAUAGACUCACAAACUUUGCGAGCUCAGCAACAGGCAGAAACUCAGGCCUUGCAGGGAGAGCUGAACCGUCUAUCUGAACGCUUCUCUCAGAAGUGUGUGGAGCUAAACCGAGCUGAGCAGAACAACGCUGAGAGGGAAAGAGAAAUCAGCCGCAAGGAGAGAGAUAUAGAGCAACUGAGGAAAGAGAACUUGGAUUUAAAGGCCUGUUUCACAGGGGAGAUGAUUCGUAUACAGUCUGCCAUCACAGAUCAAAGCUCAGACGACAGCAAAGACAGGAUGCCCUCUGAACUAGAGGUUCUUCUCAGGAUGAAAGAAGUCGAGAUCGAGUUCUUGUACAAAGAGAUAAGCUGUCUAAGGAAUGAGCUACAAUGUCUAAUCAUGGAAAAGCAGCUGGCCUGUGAGCGAUAUGCCGAAGUAAACGGGGAACUGAGUGGGAUGAAAGGCCGAACUGAGCGAGAGAUUCUGAAUCUGAAGGAGCAUUUAAGGUUGGCCAUGGCUGCUUUGCAGGAGGGGCAAAAGCUGGGGAACAGUCUGGACCACUGAGAGGCAGCAGCUGGAACUAAUGCUCUAGGAGGCACAGUGACAGGUUUUUCUUUCCAGUCACCAUGGGAACCAAAUCAAAGAGAGACACAAAUCAGGGGAUUUUGUGUUGGAUCUGUACAGCUGUGUGAAGACCUUAAUAAUGACUUCACUUUAAUCAUUCUGCCAAUGAUUAGCCAUUAGUGCGUUUCAUUACACUGGGCCACAUAUGAUAUAUUAAAGUGCACUUUCCAUGUUUUUUAUCUUUGCUUUUGUGAGUGCAAGCUUGUAUAAGUGCGCAUUUGGUCUAAAAACUGGAUUCUUUGUAUUUUUAUUACUUGUUGGUAUUGUAGACAAAGAGGUUCAUAUGCUUUUUUGUUUGGUUUUUGCAUUGACAAACCACUCAUUGUCUGUCUGUUGCCUGAGACAGCAUGGAUCAGAAGACCUACUGUCACCAGUUUUCUGUUGUAUAGCUUUUGAUUCGUUUACUUUGUGAAAAUGGUACACAUUUCUUAGGAAAUGUGUUUAUUUGUUGUAAAUUUUUAUUAUUAUUUUCUAUUUUACCAACAAAUGUUUUCUGCUUAUGUUCUAUUGUUUGUGAAUGCAAAGCUCUGGAAGUAUUGAUUAAGAUUAAAACAUGACAUGGCAUGGCAGGCUAAAUGGAGAAAUUAAUGUAUAAUUGUAAAGAAACACAUUCCAGUUUAACUUCAGUUGGCGAUUCUUGGAAAGGCAACUGAGUGGUUGUUCCACGUCACACUUAUCUUUUUUUUUUUAAAGCCAUGGAUUAGAAUUCCCAAGUCUCAUAAUUUCAGCAGUUUCUUUUCUUUCUUUUUUUUUUUGGCAUAUUCUGCAUGUGCCACACAACAACUAACAAUUUUUAAUGAGCCAAUUUUUUAAUAUGUAUAUUUCUUGUUGAUAAAAAGUAUUGAUAAAAUUACACAUCUACCUAACUUUUGAAAACAUUUUCAUAUUUAAUAUACUGUAAAUCCUGUAAGGACUUUGUAAAUUAUACUCAUUUUUUGCAAUCAAUAAAGUAACUUUAGCA
Messenger RNA from Melanotaenia boesemani (Boeseman's rainbowfish), 3210 nucleotides. RefSeq names its product TRIO and F-actin binding protein b (gene triobpb). The coding region runs from base 549 to 2189 and encodes 546 amino acids. Gene Ontology annotation, cellular component: actin cytoskeleton. The transcript has 13 exons. Lineage: Eukaryota; Metazoa; Chordata; Actinopteri; Atheriniformes; Melanotaeniidae. Gene Ontology annotation, molecular function: actin filament binding. Gene Ontology annotation, biological process: positive regulation of substrate adhesion-dependent cell spreading; actin filament organization. The record is from RefSeq and is a predicted model, not a curated record.